ACGCGGGCAAGCAUGCGUCCAGUCCACACUCUCAGCUUUCUCUCACUCGGUCAUUUACCCUUCUUCAAUUAGAUUUUAACUGCCGGUUUAAAACAACUUAAUAAUUAACUUUUUACAUGAUUCAGCUAUAAAAUAACAACAGCGCAGGUGAAGAAAAACUAGUGGUCAGCCUGUUCAGCAGGAAGGAAAGAACUCAAUCUAGAAAUGCCUCCACAGUCGAAAAGUAAAACAGGUGUCGUUGCAGGCUCAAAAGGGAAGAAGAAAUUCAAAAGAACGUUCAAGUUGGCGUCGGAGUUUCAGGAAGUUUUACUUUCCUCGCAACUAGCUAACGAAAAAGGGGGAGGUUCUACCUUGCGGGAUACGCGAUUAGCCUGUAGCGAUGGGUCGAUCGAUGUACAUGCGACCUUCUUGGGAGCUGUGUCACCAUUUUUUGCGAAAUGUCUUGAAUCUCAGGGCGACUCAUAUCUCUCGCGUCGCAACAUUAUCCUCCCAGACUGGACCUUAGCCGAAAUUAAGCCAAUGAUUCAACUCCUCUACGCCGGCGAGGUGAAAGUCGUUUCAGAGGAGGAUGUCGACAAAUUGCGUGGUUUACUGGCGUCUUUCGAAAUCAAUAUCCAAGAAGAUCUCACUACCAAAAAGGCUGCUGUAACCACAGCCAGUAAAUAUGUGGAGAUUCGGUGUAAUAAUACAAACUCAAUCACAAAGACGAAAAAAAAGAAGAAAAAGAAAAAGACAACUAAUAAUAUCGAAAAUGAACAACCUAUCGCUAAGAUUACCCCUACUGACACCACUUCCACUACUUUAACACAAUCGGAUAAAUUGUCAACAGUUUCUACUCAAGUCAUUAUCACCACAUCAAGGCGAGGGCGACGAAUAGAAAAGAGAAAGUAUAACGACUCUGAUUGGGAACCCGACACAGAUGACGAGAAUGGAAGUAAAAGAAAAAAACCUGACAACAAUAGGACCACCACUACUAACUAUUCAAGGACAUCCUCCACAUCAAAAUUAACACGGACGACAAGAAAUUCAAGUGAAAGUAGAGUUAGUACCAGUGUGGAAUCAUCACAAUCUCCGUCCGUCCCGCAAGUUGACACUUUGAAUGAUCAAUCGUCAGACAAGGUCAAGCCCAUCGACGGAAAAGCGGAUAAGCAGGCAACAAAGGUAGACGAAUGGAGUGAACCGGAUUACACCGAUAAAGCCUGGUUUGCCCAUCAGGCCAAGUCAUGUCAAGAGUGUGACAAGGUGCAUGACGGACCAGCUACCGCGUCCUUGUGUAUAACGGGUCAUGCUAAACUCCGAUGCUACUUUUGUUUCAAAGUGUGCAACAAUACAGAACACUUGUUCGAACAUUAUCGCGCCCACCAUAAACAAGCUGGGCGAGAUGCAUGUCUCCUUUGCCCAUAUUGCGACCAGACAAUUCCAUUCAAGUCAGUCUCCUCCCAUGUCAUCAGCCUACACUUGCAUGAUCCAACUGUCACUCAAACCACAGCAAAUGACACUGCACCAGCAACAUCCAAUACCAAUACCCCAAAUGUGACCCCAACCACUACUGGAGAAAAUACUACGCCAUCACCGGCGAUAUCGACACCUGCCUCAAAGGCUUCACCCAUCGUGCGCCUCCCACCUCCCAAAAGUCGUGGGCCUAUGCGCCCCGUAAUCACCAAUCCCACGAAACCACUAAUCGUUUCUCUCCCAAAAAAUCUCGAAAAAGAUAAAAAUGCUCAUUUUCCCACCCUGGUGAGAAAUAAAACCUUAUCGAGGAUGGAUGCUGACGGAAAAAUUUACAGGAAUAAGGUGGACAUUACCGUAAGGCGAAAAGGAUUGGAUGGAAAGAUAUGGGUGUGGCGGGUCGCGAAAAAUUAGCAAUCAAUAUAAAUAUUGCGGUACAUCGAUUUCUAAAUAUGUGUGUUUUCUUACUCUAUUUUAUCCUGUAGACUUCAUGAAUUUGUGUCUUACAAUUAUUGUUCUGCAUAUAAAUUAGACGCCUUAUGUUAAACUUAACUGCAAUUAAAUUGAAGACAUUAUUUACAUUUACAUGUACUCUUA
Molecule: messenger RNA, 2046 nt
Organism: Folsomia candida
Lineage: Eukaryota; Metazoa; Arthropoda; Collembola; Entomobryomorpha; Isotomidae
Exons: 5
Coding region: 205-1863 (552 amino acids)
Molecular function (GO): protein binding
Source: RefSeq, a predicted model, not a curated record